Messenger RNA from Vespula vulgaris, 2080 nucleotides. RefSeq lists its product as uncharacterized. The record is from RefSeq and is a predicted model, not a curated record. The coding region runs from base 430 to 1818 and encodes 462 amino acids. The transcript is spliced from 4 exons. Lineage: Eukaryota; Metazoa; Arthropoda; Insecta; Hymenoptera; Vespidae.
AAACAAUAAUGCUGCAAAAUAUGUGCAAGUAAUAGAGGUAAGUGUGUCGUUGGAUCGAUGAAUUGUGGGAGGUUCUACAGAUAGUAGGACCGUUAUCGACAGUAUCGUUCAGUACAUAAUAAUGGGCCAACACCUUUCGACUCGACAAUUUUCUUCGUACGAUUUCGAAUGGAAUUUUCUCAUUGACACCGAACGUUCGAUAUUUUUGGUAGCACCUUUUCCUUUUCGCUCACGUGAUUGACAAAAAAGAAACAAAAUAGAAAUUGCAGAACGAACCAAGAAAAAUAUCACGUGGACGACAACGUUUCUGGAACGAAAGCAGAAAGAAAUUUCAAGUAUGCGUCAGUAUGAAAGACAAGAAGAGUUUUAAGUUCGAUAGCAAGAACGCUGAUGGGACCAGUAACCUAAUAAAACGCAGGUCGAUCGAUCAUGAACAGUAUCAAAAUGACAUCGUUAAAUGAACAAAAGUGGGAAAUUUUAAAUACAGUCGGAAUUGUAUUGUUCUUAAUUGGUUCGGUCGUUUCUUUGGAACACGCCGAAAUUGUGCCAUCUAAUCAUAGAAAUGUAUCCGCUACACUGAACCUAAUGCCAGAAGCUAGAAACUCUGAAGAUCAGGAUUCUAAAAAUCAAACAAUUCGUACUGCGAACAUCGACUUGACAACGGAACGAUAUUCAAUUCAAUAUUCUCCGAAUGUCGGCAAAGAUUCGAAGAAAGUAAGAAUACCUUUAACCUCUACGUCAACCGGUAAUUAUCACGGUUUAAGAAACGUCAAAAUUUUCUCGAAGAAGGACACUUAUCUGGAAGCAUUAGAACAUUCACAUACCAGUAAAGAUCCAAAGGAAGGAGUAGUACACGUGGAUGUUAAGCCGAUAAAGUCAAAAUUUAAGAGACGAGAAUAUAUUCAAGGACCAGUUUAUAAACCCGAGACCGACUACGGUGCUCCUAAAGAGCCUAACACGAUUUAUGGUUCUCCAAAUGAUUUGGGAAGUUCUUCGAAGGCGACGAAAAACUUUUACAGUUCAUCAAAUUCCAAUAGUUUUUUCCCUAAACCUGCGGAUAAUUACUUGUUACCUGAUCAAUCUUCGAUAAACUUUCACGAUUACUCUGCUUAUCCUAAUAGUCCUCAAAAUUCUUACGGUCCGCCUCAAAACAGUUAUGGUACACCUCAAAAUAAUUACGGCCCACCUCAAAGCAAUUACGGUCCACCUAAUCACAUAUAUGGAGUACCUGCUCAUCCACAACAAUUUGAUGAAUUGCCUCUGGGAAAUUCGUACAUAUCGCAUCAGCAAGGUGAGGUGAGAGGAUAUGAUAGUUCAGCUGGUAUACCUUACGGACAUUCCAGUUCGUCUCUUAUCGAGUUUCCUAGAAUAGACCUUUCCUGGCCGUUCGCUUUAAAAUUAAACGCCUUCACCCUAGCAAAGAUUUUACUGAAGUUGGUACUCUUCAAGAUGAUCGUCAAAUUCAUCGCCGUUAUUUGCUUGUUGCUCUUCAUACCUAAAUUAGAGAUCAUCAAGAAGCCCAAUAAGGACGAGGCCGAGGAAGAAGGUCGUGUUCUCUUUUCGUCAAACACAGCCUGGGAACGAUUGAACCUUUUAACCGAAGUGGUAAUGAACUCCGUUGAGAAGUAUACGGCGCAAAACGAAGGUAGAAACUACGAGGAGAGAUCAAAAAACGAUGAGGAUUGCGCGACGAUAAUGUGUCGUCUUCGAAGAACGUUCCUUUAUAAGGAAUCUUGGAAGGAUUACGUGGAGUUGUUUAAAAGUUACUUAUUGGAAGAGAAGGAAAUAAUCGAAGCGAAACGAUUAUCGAAACGAUGAUUAAUAUGAUCGUUAGAAGACAUCGACGCGUUGUCAAUGGUACCUAAUUUAUACAAUUUUCGAUUAUUUAUUUACUUAUGUAUUUAUUUAUUUAAUUAUUAGGAUAUAUUAAUAAACUCAACCAUCUCAUCAUCCAUGUGUGUGCGUGUGUGCGUGUAUGUGUUCGAGAUAAAUAUAAAAAAUCCGACACGCUCGGAUCUCAUAAGUAUAAUAAAAAAUUAUAAGAUAAUUCGAAAAUAAAGCAACGUUUUCCUCUGUUCUU